This is a messenger RNA of Leptosia nina, 873 nucleotides long. The record is from the annotation of a GenBank genome assembly. Lineage: Eukaryota; Metazoa; Arthropoda; Insecta; Lepidoptera; Pieridae.
AUGGAUUCUAAAGAUACAUUUAAUGAAACUGUUUCAACAAUAUUGGAACGUAAAGUACGUGGUUGGCUUAGUGGUGUGAUUGACGACAUGCGUCGCAGUAGUCCUGUCCAGCAAUGGCUUGAUUCUUUACCUAAUGAUGACAACACACAAUUGGAAACCAAUAUUGAUAAUACAUUAAUUGAUAACAAAAGUGAUGGUGACCCAGAAAGUGAAAACAAAGCAGAGGAAACAAUCACAGAUAAUACAGUUAUUGAAACUCAUAAUGACAUACAAGAAGACAGAAGUUUGGAAGUGCCAGUGCAAAAAGAAUGGAAAAGAAACUCCUUAGAGGGUGGUGUACUUAAUGCUCAACCAAAAAUUACUAAUUUGAAACUACAUAGAGAACGUUCAAUACAGUCUGAAGGUUGUUCACCGAGAAUGAAAAAUCCAUUGCUUAGAGAUCAUUCCCUGCAGUCUGAUGCAAGUGGCUCCAGUGGCAGUUCAGUCCUAAAUGUUUUGGGGGCGAGAAAAGUUGAUGCAGAAUCUGUACUGUUAGCCUUGGGUUUUGGACCUAGUGAAAAACAACAAAAGUUACAGAGAAUACCAGAUAGAUUUUUAGUUCCAUCAAAGCUCAAAGGUAUCAGCACAGAGCAGUUUAUAAAAAAUGAACAUCACUCCAUGAAAAUGCAUGAUUGCGGAGUUUUUGGAUACAGGGGUCUGACAGGGAAUCCUCAUGUUCCACCGUCGACAAUUGUAGCUAAGAUAAUCGACUGUCUAUUGCAAGACGAAAUGUGCCGCGAAGAAGCUUUAACGAGGACGAGACAUUCUAUUGCCGAUAUGCGCAGCGCGCCGGCCAUCCACGCCCAUUUAGCGGCACGGCUACACAGUGCGUGA